AAAUAUCUCAUUCAUUCUUCUCCAACUCUCUCUCUCUCUCUCUCCAAGUUUGUUGCAACUUCAUUCACGUCACGCAGCCUCCAAUCCAUUUUCCUCCGCCGCGUUUCUCGCCGGAAUCUCUCUCUCUCUCUCCGUCACCGAGCAAGCAAAGUAGCAAACUAUCCAAAUGCUAGUCUCAGGAGCAAUUGGUGAUGUCUUGGUGGUGCUUCCGCCUUCAGCAUCACUCCGGUCACCGGAAUUCCGCCAUUUGCAUGCUCCUCCUGUUGUUUCUGACGCCAAGAAUUUUCUCUGCAGUGGCGGAUUCCUUAAAAGUUAUCCUUCAUCUUUUAAUCCUAAACACUACAAUGAACUCUACAAUUCCCGCACUAGAGGCUUAGUUAUGAGAGCAUCGGCAGAUUCAAGUGAUAAUUUGGUGCCUUCUGCUCCUCUCCAAUUUGAGUCACCAGUUGGUCAACUUUUGGGACAAAUUAUGCAAAAUCACUCUCAUCUACUGUCAACAGCCAUUGAUCAGCAACUAGAGAACCUUCAGACUGCCAGAGAUGCCCCUAAAGAAGAAUCUUUUACUUCAUCUCCGGAUCCCCUUUACAAGAGGAUAGCUGAAAUUAAAGAGAAAGAAGAGCGGACAACAUUGGAAGAGAUAAUGUACUGCUCAAUUGUACAUAAAUUUUUUGAAAACAACAUUUCAAUGAUCCCAAAAAUAUCAGCAGCAACAGCAGAUCCUACUGGUCGAGUAGAUUUAUGGCCAAAUCAAGAGAUGAAGCUAGAAGCUGUUCAUUCUCCAGAGGCAUUUGAGAUGAUACAGAGUCACUUAGCUCUGGUACUAGGAGAACGGGGUGUGGGUCCUCUCCAGACAAUUGUUCAGAUCAGCAAAAUCAAACUGGGGAAGUUGUAUGCAGCUUCAAUAAUGUAUGGAUACUUUCUGAAACGAGUUGAUGAGCGGUUUCAACUUGAGAGGUCAAUGGGAACUCUUCCAAAGGACUUGGGUAAAAAAAAUUUAACUUAUGAUGAACCAUCGCCAGGAAUCAAGCUAUGGGAUUCUGAUUCUUUAAUCACCAUGGAUGCUUAUGGAGAAGCUUCUGAUGAAGGGGGUUACAUGGAUACUGAUGAAGGCAACUCACUGAGAGCUUAUGUGACACAGCUGGACGCAGAGGCGCUUCAGAGACUUGCUACCAUACGUUCCAAGGAAGCUAUAUCACUGAUUGAAAAGCAAACUCAGGCCUUGUUUGGAAAGCCUGACAUCCGUGUCUCCGGGGAUGGUUCAAUUGAGACGAGCAAUGAUGAGAUGCUUUCACUCACAUUCUCAGGCUUGGCUAUGCUUGUUCUGGAGGCCGUUGCUUUUGGAUCAUUCUUGUGGGACAAGGAAAACUAUGUUGAAUCCAAGUACCCUUUUCUUAAUAACUAGAAGUCUGUACCAGUAAGGUUUUCCACUACACGUUUACACUGUAAAGAUUGUAAAUUUAAUGCAUGGAAGUUUAUUCCUUUGUUAUCUUUUA
Lotus japonicus is the source of this 1493-nucleotide messenger RNA. RefSeq names its product UV-B-induced protein At3g17800, chloroplastic. NCBI's taxonomy places the organism in Eukaryota, Viridiplantae, Streptophyta, Magnoliopsida, Fabales, Fabaceae. The record is from RefSeq and is a predicted model, not a curated record. The transcript has 4 exons. The coding region runs from base 167 to 1402 and encodes 411 amino acids.